CACCCACCCGCGCUCCUCCUCACAGAAAUAGGCUUGGCAACGGGAAAGGGUUAAUUACGCUCGAGGACGAGGGAGGAUUGCAGUUUGAAAGACAGCGACUGGACAGCUGUGUUUGCUGUGGUAUUUUUAAAUGCAUUAAUGCAGGCUCCAAUCACCCGGCUGCGCUUGACCUAUUUUUGGCUCAGGCCAGCCAUUGUUCUAUUUCUGCCGCCUCUGGGCCACGCUGUUGUUGAUUCAAAUGCAAAUGAGUUGUCACUGCCCAGGCCAACUCCGGCAGCCGGACUUGGGGACGGCCGGGGGAGAGCAGCGUGGUGGGGGGACCGCAGCUGGACCCCGGGGAUCGGUUCCCGUUGGGUGCUUGUGCUUAGUGUGAAGCUGUGUUUCCCCACGCUCACUGCCAGAAAGCACCGAGAUACUUCUUUGAUUCUUCGUCCACCUGCUGUUGACUCCCAGAGCACAACUGGUCAAACUCUGAGGCGCACAGCCCAGCAGGCGCUUCUUACCCUCUCACUGCUGUGUAAAGUGGAUUUUGACUUUUGUCUCCUAAUAGAUACUUGGUUCAAACGCGUAAACAUUUCUAUUUACUGAAGUGUACUGUCUGACGAGCCCGGCUGGAGGAGAUGGUGUUUCUGGACGUGAACAGCUCUUGGCUCAGCAAAGAAUGCACAGCAUGAUCAGCUCAGUGGAUGUGAAGUCGGAAGUUCCCGUGGGAUUAGAGCCUAUUUCACCAUUAGACUUGCGAACUGAUCUCAGGAUGAUGGUUCCCAUGGUGGACCCAAUUAUGCGUGAAAAGCAGCUACAGCAGGAGCUACUUCUGAUCCAGCAGCAGCAGCAAAUUCAGAAGCAACUACUGAUUGCAGAGUUUCAGAAACAGCAUGAAAACCUGACCCGCCAGCACCAGGCCCAGCUCCAGGAGCACAUAAAGUUACAACAGGAACUCCUAGCCAUUAAACAGCAGCAAGAAAUUCUUGAAAAAGAGCAGAAACUGGAGCAACAGAGACAAGAGCAGGAACUGGAGAGGCAUCGCAGGGAACAGCAGCUUCCUCCCCUCAGAGGCAAAGAAAGAGGCCGAGAAAGGGCAGUAGCCAGUACAGAAGUGAAGCAAAAACUUCAGGAGUUCCUGUUAAGUAAAUCUGCAACAAAAGACUCUCCAGCAAAUGGAAAGAAUCAUUCCGUGAGCCGCCACCCCAAGCUCUGGUACACGGCUGCCCACCAUACCUCACUGGAUCAAAGCUCUCCACCCCUGAGUGGGGCCUCGCCGCCAUACAAAUACACUUUACCAGGAUCACAGGAUGCCAAGGAUGAUUUUCCACUCCGUAAAACGGCCUCAGAGCCCAAUUUGAAGGUACGUUCAAGGUUAAAACAAAAGGUAACAGAAAGGAGAAGCAGUCCCUUACUGAGGAGAAAGGAUGGAAAUGUUGUCAGCUCGUUCAAGAAGAGACUCUUUGAGGUGACAGAAUCCUCAGUCAGUAGCAGCUCCCCUGGAUCAGGUCCCAGUUCCCCAAGCAAUGGUCCAACUGGCAGUAUAGCAGAAAGUGAAACCUCGGUUUUGCCAUCUAGCAUUCAAGCUGAACAUCUGGUUUCACAGCAACGCCUUUUGAUACAGGAUGAAUCAGUGAACUUGUUGAGUCUGUACACGUCCCCUUCUUUGCCCAACAUUACCUUGGGACUUCCAGCUGUACAAUCUCAAAUCAGUGCUUCAUCAUCAUUCAAAGAAAAGCAGAAGGGAGAGACCCAGACACUCAGACCAGGAGUGGCAUUGGCUGGACAGUAUGGUGGGAACAUUCCCCCAUCUUCAACUCAUCCUCAUGUUGCUUUGGAGGGAAAACCAAAUAGCAGCCACCAGGCUCUCUUGCAACAUCUGUUACUGAAAGAACAGAUGAGACAACAGAAACUUCUUGUAACUGGAGCAGUUCCUCUUCAUCCCCAGUCUCCUUUGGCAGCAAAAGAAAGAGUCUCACCUGGCAUAAGAGCUGCCCACAAACUGCCUCGUCACAGGCCUCUGAAUAGAACCCAGUCAGCUCCUCUUCCUCAGAGCACUUUGGCCCAGCUGGUUAUCCAGCAGCAACAUCAACAGUUUUUGGAGAAGCAGAAACAGUACCAGCAACAGAUCCACAUGAAUAAGAUGCUCUCUAAAUCCAUUGAGCAGCUAAAGCAGCCUGGCAGCCACCUGGAGGAAGCUGAAGAAGAGCUGAAUGGAGACCACUCGAUGCAGGAAGAGCGAGCUCCCGCCAGCGGUGCCAGCAUUAGGGCUGAGAGCAGCAGUGCUGGUGAGGAUGACAGAAUAGGACAGCAGGCGGGAGCUGUGAAAGUCAAAGAGGAGCCACCGGACAGUGAUGAGGAUACUCAAACCCAGCAAAUGGAAUCUGGGGAGCAAGCUGCUUUUGUGCAACAGGAGUUCCUGGAGCAUCAGCGUGUCCACCAGUUGCAAAUCUACCAGGCUCAGAUGGCUACAGUUGGCAUGGCGGGAUUAGAUAAACAUCGGCUGGUGUCCAGGACUCCAUCUUCCCCCACUGAUUCCACAUUACCUCACCCAGCCGUGGACCAGCCCAGCCAGCAUGUCUACACGACUGGUGUUGUGUAUGAUAGCCUGAUGCUGAAGCACCAAUGUAUGUGUGGCAACUACGCUAAUCACCCUGAGCAUGCUGGAAGGAUCCAAAGCAUCUGGUCAAGGCUGCAAGAAACUGGGCUGCUAAACAAGUGUGAGCGAAUUCGAGGUCGAAAAGCCAGUCUGGAGGAAAUACAGCUGGUUCACUCUGAACAUCAUUCACUGCUGUAUGGCACCAGCCCCCUGAACAGACAGAAGCUGGACCCCAGGAAACUCCUAGGAAACGUGUCUCAAAAACUCUUUUCCUUGCUGCCUUGUGGGGGACUUGGGGUGGACAGUGACACCGUUUGGAAUGAGCUGCACUCAGCCGGAGCGGCACGCAUGGCGGUGGGCUGUGUCAUCGAGCUGGCGGCCCGCGUGGCCUCCCGGGAGCUGAAGAAUGGUUUUGCUGUUGUAAGGCCCCCAGGCCAUCAUGCUGAAGAAUCAACAGCCAUGGGGUUCUGCUUUUUUAAUUCAAUUGCAAUUACUGCCAAAUACUUGAGAGACAAGCUAAAUAUAGGCAAGAUAUUGAUUGUAGAUCUGGAUGUUCACCAUGGCAACGGUACACAGCAGGCUUUUUACGCUGACCCCAGCAUCCUGUAUAUUUCACUACAUCGCUAUGAUGAUGGGAACUUCUUCCCUGGCAGUGGAGCCCCAAAUGAGGUUGGAAGUGGCCCAGGUGAAGGUUUUAAUAUAAAUAUUGCUUGGACAGGUGGUUUGGAUCCUCCCAUGGGAGAUGUUGAAUAUCUCACAGCAUUCAGGACUGUGAUCAUGCCAGCUGCCAAUGAGUUUGAUCCAGAGAUUGUCCUGGUAUCAGCAGGAUUCGAUGCCGUGGAAGGCCACGACCCUCCACUGGGCGGCUAUAAAGUCACAGCCAAAUGUUUUGGUCACCUAACCAAGCAAUUGCUGAAGCUAGCGGACGGCCGUGUUGUGCUGGCACUGGAGGGAGGACAUGACCUUACUGCCAUCUGUGAUGCAUCUGAAGCCUGUAUAAAUGCCCUUUUAGGAAAUGAGCUGGAGCCUCUCCCAGAAGACAUUGUGCACCAAAUCCCCAAUAUGAAUGCAAUAGCUUCUUUAAAAAAGACCACUGAAAUUCAAAGCAAGUACUGGAAGUCAGUGGAGCCAUACUCUGUGCCAGUGGAUUGUGCUCUGGCUGAGUCUCAGAAACAAGAGAGGGAGGAGACAGAAACGGUGUCCGCUAUGGCCUCCCUUUCAGUGGAUGUUGAGCAGUGCUUUCCUCAGGAAGGCAGCAGAGCUGCUGGCGAGCCCAUGGAAGAAGAGCCAGCCUUGUGAAGUGCCAAGUCCUCCCUGAUAUUUCCUGUGGGUGACAUCAUUGUGUAUCCCCCCCAAAGCACCCUCAGACAUGUCUUGUCUGCUGCUUGGGUGGCACGGAUCAGAUGGAACAUAAACACUGGGCACAAAGUUCUGAAUAGCAGCUUCACUUGUUCUUUGGAUGGACUUGAAAGGGCCCUAAAGAUUCCUUAAAUGUAACCACUACAAUUGUAGAGUUACAGUUAAACAGGCUCGGGAGAAAGAGCCUAGAGCAUGCUUUUUAUAUGCUGUUAGACCCGCUCACCACCAUCGAUUGUGAAAUACAGUAUUACAAAAUUCUACACGAUAGAUUAUAGAUACGAGUUGCAACACCCAGCAAAAUACUUGGUAAACUCCGUGAAUCACUUUCUGACACUUUUUACUGGGUAAUUUUUUUCAUACUGUGUUAAACUGUUAAUAGAAUGUGUUUUCUUUGCUCCAUGUAAUGAAAAAAAUGAAAAAAAAAGAAAAAGAAAAAGAAAAAAAAACCCAAACCCCUUUAUUUUACGUGAUGUUUUUUAACCCUUGUAAUGAGCUCUUAGCUGAACAAGAGAAAGGUGUGUAAACUGAGAUGAGGGAUUUUAACUACAGGGAAAGCACUUCUUAUUGUACUAUAAAUCCCCCAGAGUACUGUGCUUGGUGGUGCUUCAUUGUUUUUCCCCUUUUCCAGGCCAUCUCUCCCCAUUUCACAUAACCUUUUCUAUCACAUUCACGAUUCCGUAGAGUGAGUGAUCGUCUGUCCUUAAAAGAGCACUAUACCCGCCAUAGUUGACAGUAGCUCUCACCAGAUGUGCAGCAGAGAUCAAGUAGUCUCUGAAAAAUAGAUGGCUUUCCAAAUGUGUUUUCAGUUUGUUCUGAAAUGUUUCUGCAUCCUGGCUCUAAGAGCAGCGAUCUGAAGCAACUGCGUGCAGCUCAUUUGAAGCUCAGGUGUUUCCGUGGAUUUUGUUGGGAGUUUUUUACAGGUUGUCAUGUGAAUACAAACUGAUUCUAUUAUGUAGUCCUGCACUGAGAGAGCUGACGUUCCUUUAGGAGUUUUAAAGGGUUUUGGUUUUAUUUUAGAUCCCCAAAGUGCAGCAAGACUUCCCUGCUAUGCGACAUUAGAUAUUUAAUUCCAUGUUUGCAAAUGUAACUUAGAGUUGUGCCUUUAGCUGACAAUGAACGCUUAAACUGUUACACGUGUUGCCUUACUUAUAGAGAAAGAGAUAGGGUGUGUGUGUUAGAUGACUUCAAAUGAACAAAAUUGUGCUACAGCGACUUUUAUUUUGUUUACAACUUUCUCACCUAAUGAACCCUGGGAGAUACCUUGAAGUAUUUUGCUUGCGGUAUGUGACAGCUCGCUUGGCUUUUAAGAGCAAAUGAUGUUCAUUUUUAUACAUUUUCCAAACUCAAAGGAUAUAUUAAAGCCAUAAGUGAAGACUGUCAUGCUUUUUAUUCUGAAAUCUGAAAGAAACCUUAAUUAAAACAAGAUUCUGGUGAAGGCCAUGAUAUGAAAGAUAUGGAACAAUAUGGUUUCACUUACAGUCAGACUCAAACCUGUAAAUCAAAGAUGAAAGAUUUCAUUCGAAUAGAAUUAUAUAAUUCUCUUUUGUUAUGCAGUCAAACUAUAUCUUUCAUGCAUUUGGGUUUGUUUACGAUUAGCAUUUUAAUUUUAAAGACUUUUAUUACUUAUACAAAAGCUCUCUGCUACAAGUUAGAAAUCUGAGGCAUGCUUUGAAAAGGGAAAUCUAAAAAAAGAAUGUCAUUUCCUAUAAUGCAAGGUAAACUUUUCUACCAAAAGGCUUACUUUAAAAUGGAUAUAUGCCCCUAAGAAAGUUAAAUAAAAUUCUACCCACCAUUUACAAGCCAAAAUCUUGCUCAUUUUAGUAAUGCAGAGGGUCCUAGCAGGCUUAAUUAACUCCUGCUGCAAGCCACCUUGCUUGACUUUGGGCUUCUGAAGGGACUGUUCACAUGACUAAAGCAAUCAGGGUUCACCCUGUAUUUCUAGCAGACUUGUGAUGGCAAUCGUACGUGCCACUUACUGCAAUUUUUUUGUGGUCUUCAAAGUAGUUUCCCUUCAAGGAAACCAAGGGCCAAGCUGAUGAGUUGGGUAAUUUGUAAAGCUUUUCACAUUUUGAAAUAAUGUCUGCAAAAUUUUAAUUGAAUGCAUAGUAAAAUCAUUUUAGAAUUAACCCCACAAAUGCAAAAUCCAUUUGAGUCCUCAGCUUGCAUGACAUGGAAUAUGAAUUGCAGUCUGAAAUGUGAUUCACAAACUUUACCAAUUAAAGUCUAUGUUCUGGAGUGGAAAUCAGAUAAAGCUGUCCUUUGUAGCUGAAAAAGCUUUUAAAAUGCCAGCGUAAUUUGAAUUAAACCACAUUAUAAACUCACACUUAUGCAUUUAUACAGGCAUACUCCUUGACAGACAACUAGACGUGCUAUUGGCUAAAGUCAGGAUCAUUUGGAUAAGCAAAUGUGCAAAUAAACUGCACACAGAUUGUGUCCAGAACUCUGUUCUCACUGAAGCCAAUAACAAAAUCCUCUUUGAUUUCAGUGGGAGAUUAAUCAGGACCUGUGGGGGUUUUUGUGUGUGAGUGUAUGUGUGUUCUUUUGGUGGGUAUUUUUUUUAUUUUUUUUUUUUCAAGAACACCAUUACUUUCUGAUUAUGUCAUUACAAGGCACCGUGCAGCCCUCUGGGAAAUGAUUGAGGCUUAUGGUGAAUAUCAACACUUCCUUCCAAGCAGACCCGGGCUUUCUGAGAGGGCAGUUUCACUUGCUGCUGUUUUCUUCUCACAGUAGUUUUUAUUACCAUCAAUAGCUCCCCAUGGAUUACAGUUAUAAUAUCUCCCAGUACUUUCUCUCUUAUUUCCAGGGAAAUAUUCAUGUGGACACUCUUAAAAAUGCCCAGUUUUAGCCAGAUUCAAGAACAGAUUUCAUGGAUUUCAAAAAGGUGUAAGAACUGCAUGUUUCUUCACUUCUAAUAUUCAAAUCCAGAGGCUUAAGAGCAAUUUCUAAAGAAAUGUCACAGUCUCCUGUCUGUCAUGGGUCUCUGCUUAGGUGAAGGAGAUUGACAUUUCUGAAAAAUACAUUCCAGAAAUUUCUAGAUGGCUGCCAAAAUGUCAACAUCUUAGUUUUGACUGCUUCUGAAAAAUGAGCUGAUGAGGUAAAUAAUGGUUCCUAUAUCCAGUGAGGAGGGGAAGCUGAGGAAAUGGCAAAGAGCCCUCAGAGCCAGGGUGACUGUGGUGGUGCUGGUGGCAUAGGGUCUGCAAGGUGUCCUGCAGCAAAGCCUUGCCUUGUUGUAUGAGGGUUCAAAGGCUGUAUUCCACCUUUGGAUCAAGACUUUUCCUAAGCCAGCAUUUUGCUGAGUCAGAAAUGCUACAGCAGCAAGAACCACUGAUGUGCUGCUCCAGUCUAUACUCUUCCCUCAGUGUUAGAAAGUGUGUUGAGCUAACUGGGAUUUUGGACCUCUUGUAUAUUGUUAGGUUCUUAAAUUCAUAUUAGAAUCUGAAAACUGAAAUAUUGUACAACUCAGGAUAUCGAAAUAUAUAUAUAUUCAGCUUAAUGUUUUUACCUGGGCAGUAAUGUUUAGAGAUGCCAAGCCUGUCUCUUGGUCUUCAUUUUUGGACAUUGUGUGCAGGAGCUUUCUGCACACUCAUUUGGCUUUAAUAUAAUCUGCAGCAAUGAGCUAUUUCAUUAAACUAUCCUUCUUCAGGCAAAAUUCCUAGCAAGCAAUCAAAGUUCAUAGGAAUGCUGCCAGAGUAAAGAGGACAGCAUUAGUCUCUUUCUUAAUUAUGUUCCUUCUUAAUUUUACUUUCAGUAAAAAUUAAGUACUCAAUUUCAGGCAAGUAAAUUUGAGGAAAAUAAAAUCAUUAACUGAUCUUAAAUGAAUAUCAUAACAAGAAAAUACAAACUGCUCUUAUGUAAAGAAAGCUGAUUAUUUCUUUACUUGCAAAAAGUCAACAACAAGCUUCCAGACGCAAGAAAGUGGCAAAAGGGGUCCCCCUCUUCAGUAUGUGGCAUUUAAUUUGGCAUCUCACCUAAAUGAAGUCUCCCUGAAAAGCUGAUAUUCAUAACUGGAGAUGAAAUAUUAGAAAGGUUUUGCUGCAGCCAACACCAGAGGUCCUGUAGAGAACAAGAAUGUAGAGACUGCCUAAUUUGUGCAGACAGACAGCAGGACACUUUCGGGGCAAUGUGUCUGGGAUGAAGAAUUAGAGGGAAUGUUUCCAAAGGCACUGGUGGCUGUAAGACAACCAACAAUGAUUAACUUGCAGGAGCAAGGAGGUGCCCAAGGAGCACUUGCCCUUUGGGAAAUGCCCUGUCUCAUGAACACGCCCACUGCUAUGAAGGCAUGAACCUCCUUACACAGACUUAGUCCUAAAUAACAACAGCCGGGUCUGCUGCCCAGAAGAAGAUACUGUGGUUUUGCCCUUAGCAGACACUUCAUAGCAGGAAUGACAGAGGGGAUAUGUUUUUUCUUUUUUAUUUCUUUUUUUUUUUCUUUUUUUUUUCUUUUUUUCAGUAGUAGCCUUUCCAAGAGUGUAACAGCACACGGUUGUCUUAUUUUAAAAGGUCACAGUAGAGCUUUGUGAACUAUUGUACGUUUUUUUACAGACUCCAUAUGGAAGUAAAACAGAAUAUGCACAUGAAGCAGGGGGAACAUGCUAGGAAGAAAGUUCUCUUAAACCAAGCCUCUGCUACUUACUUUUCAUCCAAAAUCUGGAAGAAUUUGGAUUUUAAAUAAUAGUUUGAUAUUUAUACUGUCGUGUCACUUGCUUUAGUUUUUCCCUGUAAUUGAAUUUGCCCUCAUAGCACAUGAAAACCAGAGAAAAGAAACCCAUCUUCCCUGGCAGAUGCUACUGCCCUUGGUGUGGGAAUGCAAAUAACUUAUCUUUGUCACUUCUAGCAGCAAUUAAAUGUCUCAUUUUUGUGACAGAUCCAAACUGGAGUGGUAUUUUAUGAGAAUGAUUUAGCUGGCUGUCUGCUGAUUGUUAAAAAAAGAAAUUGUGAAACUUGCAUUCCUCUCCAACCUCAAAAGGGACCCAUUUUGAUUUUAACAAUGUAAUAUCUUCACUUGAUCCAAAAGGUUUUUUGUCCCAUGACAUUUUGUUACUAGCUCAGUUUUAGUCUUUUGCAAAUAAAACACCACAGAAAGUGAAGAACAAGGAGGACGUUCCAUCAAUUAUUAAUUGUAACUCCAGUAUACUAUCUUUUACUCUACUCUAGUGCCAUGCUCUGUGCUUCUGUAUAUUAGAAGAGCUUAGAGCAAAGUAUAAACUGUUCUGUGUAAUCUAAGACACUCUUGUUAGGAUUUAAAUUAGCACACUGUGAUUAAGGCUGCAGUUUAUGCUAAAUACGUGCUCCUGUGUGGAUGGUCAAGAGGCAAAUGAAGUAUGAAACUGAUGGCACUGUUACUGUGCAGUGAAAGUGAUUCUGUGUUAAAAUCUUCAAGCAUCAUCCCCUUCCUGUUGGUAUGCCCAAAUGGCUGAAGGAAUGUUUGCAAUGUCAGAGCUGUAGGGUGCCCUUAUUCAAAGGCCACUGAGCUCCCUUCUGUAAAGGGCUGUGGAUAAGAGGUGGGAGGCAGCUUGUGAAGAAAUCUUUGCUUUGCACUAAACCACAACCAAACUACAGUGAAGUCUGGGUGCAAACCUGGUCUCUACCACAUGCCCUGAUUUCAGAUAUAAAGUCCUCGUUCUGCCUCUAGAAAAGUCUGUCUGAAAGAGCACUGGCACCACUGGACGUUUACCUGCUGACUUCAGCAGGCUUCAGAACGUUGUAAAAAUCAUGUCUUAUGCGAACAAGUUUAUUCGCUUGUUUCCUGUUGCUUAAUUUACUGCUGUUUUAUAUUUCUUGAUUUGCUUAAUAUUCUGUUAGGAUGCAGUAGGAAAGCAUAAAGCAAUACCUGGUGAAGUCAUAACUGAAGUUUUCAACCCAAACCUGUGGGAUUUUACUACACCAAGCUUUCCAUCUAGGGAUGCACAGCUGAAGUGUCUAUUUCUUUUUUUCUUUGAAAGUUGUUGUAGCUAUCAUCUGUUUCUAUGAUAUAAAACAGUCUUUUUCUCAGAGCACUAAAAGUUUAUCUGUAAUUUGUCUUUCCAGGCAGAUGAGAUUCUAAGGUAUAAAGUAUUGGUGGGACCAAUCCAAAUGGCAAAAAUUGUAAAGGUUGAUAUUAAUAUUUCUGUGAGAGUCAGAGGAACCUGUGGAUUAUUGUUAUUAUUCCUGAUACAUUUUUGUAUCUGAAAGAUUCCAAUGAGUAAUGUUAAGUAAUACUGUGCUCCAAAAAUCUUGUUGAUUAUAUAUAUAUAUGAGCCUUGGAUUGGUGUGAAAUAGUCCUCAACUGAGUUGUAAAAAACCCUUUUGUUUUGUGUUUUGUAAAAUUCUUUGGCUAUAGUCUUGUCCUAGUGUGAAUAAAAGCUAUUUGAAGUAA
Molecule: messenger RNA, 10295 nt
Organism: Coturnix japonica (Japanese quail)
Lineage: Eukaryota; Metazoa; Chordata; Aves; Galliformes; Phasianidae
Gene: HDAC9
Product: histone deacetylase 9
Biological process (GO): negative regulation of transcription by RNA polymerase II
Molecular function (GO): histone deacetylase activity
Source: RefSeq, a predicted model, not a curated record